AUGAAACUUGAUAAUACCAUAGUUCUUAGAAAACAAAGAUAUGUUUACGUUAUAUCGGUGACCCUGGAUGUCAACAAGGUACUGGUCAGGAAGUUGGUGUUAGUCAAGCAACGGUAUCUCGGACUGUCGAACGAAUGGAUCAAGUUUCCAACUACCAACCAUGAACUGAUGGAGGCCAAGCGGAUAUGGCAAAGCAUGUAUAAAUUUCCGACAGCAAUUGGUGUAAUCGAUUGUACACAUAUAGGAAUCCUGAAACCAAAUCGCCAUGGAGAUGAGUAUUCUCGUAUCAACCGAAAAGGGACACCUACUUUAAAUGUGCAAGCCGCUUGUGAUACCAGAGAGAUGUUCACAAGUGUUGAUGUCAGUUGGCCUGGAUCAGUGCAUGAUUCCAGAAUAUAG
Messenger RNA from Acanthoscelides obtectus, 399 nucleotides. The record is from the annotation of a GenBank genome assembly. NCBI's taxonomy places the organism in Eukaryota, Metazoa, Arthropoda, Insecta, Coleoptera, Chrysomelidae.